UAGGAGCUUGAUGUUGUUCGAGGCCGAUAAUUUUCGGAUCACUUCUACCAGAACGAGCGCGAUUCGGUCUUACGCGGAGAUUAUCGAGAUUUUCGCAUCGCUCGGACUCCGAUGUCAGCAGUGUGCAUAUGUGCAGGUUUUCGCUUUUCCCUUUGCGUAGACAUUGUCAUGACGGGGGUUCGUCACCCGUCUAAGGUCAUAUCCGUUCCGCAAGCUUGAAGCUUAUGUGAUAAUCUAUCUGGGUGUACAGCGAAAAAAGGCCGACUCUGCUUGAACCAGAAUACAAAAGGCUCAUGCCAGUGUGUCGCAACUGACAAGGACAUCAUCUAUCCUACGUCUUUCUCGUCAUCUUUUCCGCCUCCAAAGAUCUUCUCAACCUCCAAAUCUUUGUACCACUCUUGUCAAGCUGCACUGCAACCACAAUGGUCAUCACAAUCACCGUUCUUUUUCCGAACGCGCCGGACGCCAAAUACGACAUCGAUUACUAUGUCAACAAGCACAUGCCACUGAUUCAGACUCUCUGGGGAAAACAUGGCGUCAAAAGCUGGUCGGCAACCAAGUUCUCGAACGGUGUCGACGGCUCACCCCCACUCUACGCUUUCGGAUCUAUGGUCGUGUGGGAGAAUCACGAGGAGAUGAAGAAUGCUUUUUCUGGGCCAGAAGCCAAGGAGGUUAUGGGAGAUGUUGUGAACUUCAGCAACAAAGAGGCGGUUUUCCUCAUCGGCGAGGUAGUGCACUAGAUGGUGUU
Messenger RNA from Alternaria alternata, 748 nucleotides. Its product is annotated as ethyl tert-butyl ether degradation EthD. The transcript has a single exon. Bases 423 to 740 code for a protein of 105 amino acids. Gene Ontology annotation, molecular function: oxidoreductase activity. The record is from RefSeq and is a predicted model, not a curated record. NCBI's taxonomy places the organism in Eukaryota, Fungi, Ascomycota, Dothideomycetes, Pleosporales, Pleosporaceae.